AUGGAGAAAAGGGCUCGGAGCUCCUCCAGAGACGCCCACAGGAGAGGCAGCGGCUCCUCGCACAAGGAGAGCAAAAGGGCGAAGACGGACAGGGGCGGCCGAGGCCGCGGGCACCGGGAUGCAGAGCCGGAGCAGCCGGCCCUCGGGCGGGCAGGGAGCCCGGGCGAGCCCCGAGCGCCGGCAGCCACUGUGGUGGACGUGGAUGAAGUCCGGGGCUCUGGCGAAGAGGGCACCGAAGUGGUGGCGCUGCUGGAGAGCGAGCGGCCCGAGGAAGGUACCAAGUCUUCCAGUUUAGGGGCCUGUGAGUGGCUUCUUGUCCUCACAUCGCUGCUCUUCAUCAUCGUGACCUUCCCUUUUUCUAUCUGGUUCUGCAUAAAGGUUGUACAGGAGUAUGAGAGAGUAAUUAUAUUCCGACUGGGACAUCUGCUUCCUGGACGAGCCAAAGGCCCUGGCCUUUUCUUCUUUUUGCCCUGCCUGGAUACCUACCACAAGGUUGACCUUCGUCUCCAAACCUUGGAGAUACCCUUUCAUGAGAUUGUAACCAAAGACAUGUUUGUGAUGGAGAUAGAUGCCGUCUGCUACUACCGCAUGGAAAAUGCCUCUCUUCUCCUAAACAGUCUUGCUCAUGUGUCCAAAGCCGUCCAAUUCCUUGUGCAAACCACCAUGAAGCGUCUCCUAGCUCAUCGAUCCCUCACUGAAAUUCUUCUUGAGAGGAAGAACAUUGCUCAAGAUGUAAAGGUUGCCUUGGAUGCAGUGACCUGUAUUUGGGGAAUCAAAGUGGAGAGAACAGAAAUUAAGGAUGUGCGCCUGCCGGCUGGGCUGCAACACUCAUUGGCGGUGGAAGCCGAAGCACAAAGACAAGCCAAAGUGCGGAUGAUCGCUGCAGAAGGGGAGAAGGCCGCCUCCGAGUCCCUGAGGAUGGCAGCCGAGAUUCUAUCAGGCACUCCAGCCGCUGCUCAGCUUCGGUACCUGCACACCCUUCAAUCCUUGUCCACAGAGAAACCUUCCACAGUGGUUUUACCUUUGCCAUUUGACUUGCUUAAUUUCCUGUCUUCUCCAAGCAAUAGAACUCAAGGAGGCAUCCCCUUACCAAAUCCUUCCAAACCUGUUGAGCCGCUGAAUCCUAAAAAGAAAGACUCUCCCAUGUUAUAG
This is a messenger RNA of Budorcas taxicolor (takin), 1152 nucleotides long. RefSeq names its product NPHS2 stomatin family member, podocin (gene NPHS2). NCBI's taxonomy places the organism in Eukaryota, Metazoa, Chordata, Mammalia, Artiodactyla, Bovidae. Gene Ontology annotation, cellular component: plasma membrane. Bases 1 to 1152 code for a protein of 383 amino acids. The record is from RefSeq and is a predicted model, not a curated record. The transcript is spliced from 8 exons.